Molecule: messenger RNA, 1105 nt
Organism: Periophthalmus magnuspinnatus
Lineage: Eukaryota; Metazoa; Chordata; Actinopteri; Gobiiformes; Gobiidae
Gene: mcee
Product: methylmalonyl CoA epimerase
Exons: 3
Coding region: 20-535 (171 amino acids)
Biological process (GO): L-methylmalonyl-CoA metabolic process
Cellular component (GO): mitochondrion
Molecular function (GO): methylmalonyl-CoA epimerase activity
Source: RefSeq, a predicted model, not a curated record
UUGGUUCCGGGAUACAAAAAUGGCGUCCACUCUGCUGAAGGUUGCAGCUUUUUCCAGAUGGUUCCGUCCCACCUUGAUGAGAGCGUACUCCAGAACAGCAUCUCUCGGUCAGGGCGUCCCAGGAUCAGUGUGGAAACUGGGGCGACUUAACCACAUCGCCAUUGCAGUGCCCGACAUGGAGAAGGCCACCUCCCUUUACAGAGAUGUACUAGGGGCCACCGUGAGUGACAAGGUGCCUCUGCCAGAGCACGGAGUCUACACUGUUUUUGUGGAGCUCGGUAACACGAAGCUUGAGCUGCUUCAUCCUCUGGGAGAGAAGAGUCCUAUAGCAGGAUUUCUGCAGAAGAACAAGUCUGGAGGGAUGCACCACAUUUGUAUAGAGGUGGAUAACAUAAAUGCAGCAAUAUCAGACCUCAAAGCAAAAAACAUCAGGACUCUCUCUGCAGAGCCGCGGAUCGGUGCUCACGGCAAACCUGUGAUGUUUCUUCAUCCUAAAGACUGUGACGGGGUGUUGGUGGAGCUGGAGGAGGCUUAACACUGUGUCUUAUAAAAGAGAGACUGACAAACACGAAAUUAAAAAAGAGAAAUUUGAGGUGGUUUAAUGUAGAACUACAAAAUGCAACUAUUUACUUUAUUUUUGUUUUCUACUUCUGAAUUUGAUCUGAUGUCCCCAGAGUUUAAUAUUAUAAACGUGUAUAAAGAACGUACUGAAAGCUAUAAAUGGCUUUUCUAUAUUGUAGUAAUGUGAGCCAGGCCAGCUCGGCGCUUCCUUAAUACAGAAUAAUCUCAUUUGUCACCACUGGGGGGGCAAAAGACCUUUCCAGACAAAGAAAAUGUAUCCACCACAAAAUCCAUGCAUUUAUUUAAGAUAUGACUUCUUCUAUACAUCUUUUUAUUCUUUUGGUCAUGUAAUGUAAGGAAACAAGAGUUAAGGGACAGGGCUAGUUUAGAUUCUAGCAGCACUUUUAAUCCUACGAAGGUAAAUUCUUUUAUUUUGUGCAUUACUUUGAGAUGUGCAUUUUCUGAGGUUGAAUAGCAGAAUCUCGAUCGAUAUUUACUAAUCAAUACAGUGGUGGGUCUGAGUCAUAAUGGUUCUAAAAUAAGA